Odocoileus virginianus texanus is the source of this 1209-nucleotide messenger RNA. The record is from RefSeq and is a predicted model, not a curated record. NCBI's taxonomy places the organism in Eukaryota, Metazoa, Chordata, Mammalia, Artiodactyla, Cervidae.
AUGAGUGCCCCAGCCCGGGGUUCCUGCACCAAGACGAUCAGCCCCCAGAACAUGACCAUGAAGGCCAGCAGCACUUACCUUCUGGAGUCCCAGAAGACUGGGGGAAAUAGAGUCCAUUCUCAGAGGGCACACACAAAACCUUCCCUGAGAGUAAGGUCCCAAGGUCUCCCACAGCAGUUCUUCGGGUUUCUGGAAUUGGGGUCGUCCUGCGGACACCUACCGGAUGGCUUCUGGCGUCCUCAGUUUAGUUCCGCUGCACUGGUCGGAGGAGCCGGGUCCCAGGCUCUCUCCUGUGCAGGCCGUGUUCCCAGGUGGCCGGGUGCUCAGGGGCUCCUCAUGCCGGUGGCCUGUUGGGUCAGCGAUACCGCGAGAGGAUCCCAAUUCCGGUGCCGGCGGGCUGGUAGGCGGGGCCAGCUUCCCGGCCUAAUACGCCUCAAGGGAGGGCGGUUCCAAAAUGGCCGCUGGCCCUCGCCUCAUGUUUGUGGUACCAGGCGAUCUCCAAAAUGGUUAUUGCCUGCGCUGCGUCCCCAGGGUGAGCUCCAAUUGCCUCCGGCAUCUCCAGGAGAUUCUCUUAGACCGACAGGGCUCGCCUCGGUAAUCCAGAAGUUCCGCCUCUCAAAAUUCAUAACUGAAUCACAUCUUUUGCCAUAUAAGAACCCGUGUAGAAGGAACCUGACAAGACGGACAGCCGCAUUCCUGCCCAGGUCCACCUCCCGCGCGGCACACUCUCAUUAGCCAUGACCGGCUCUCCCUUCUGUUCCGGUGUCACCGGUCUCUCACAGAAAGGUGCUGGAGCCAGGAAACUACUCUCUCAGUGAGAAAUAGAGGAAGAAACCACUUGAAUCACAACUGAAAUAUUCAACCCAAUCAAAGCAACCUUCAAGAGCUGACAAGUAGCCACAGCUUUGAGAGUCCAUGCAAGUAAGCCAAUAAAUCAUAUUUAUUAUAUGUUCCAUUAAAAUGACACUGGAAUCUAGUCCUUUGCCUACAUCAUUUCAGAAUUGCCAAAUUUAAAGAUGGUAACAACUAGCAAAAUACCCAGAACAUCUAGCAAGCAAUGGGGUGGUAAACCAUUCCUUUCCUGAAAAAAUAAAAUGUUGUAUUUGUGUAACUGAAUCCUAUGAGGAUGAUAUCAUAAAGAAACUUCUUGGAUGAUGACAGAUAUUUUGAGAUUCCUAAAAUACGUACUAUUUUAGGAAAUAUUUAAUG